GACUGCCACAUCUUUCUUCCGCCAGGCAGCUGUUGGGUUCGAACUGCCAACCUUUUUGGUUAGCAGCCUAGCGUUUCAACACUGCACCACCAGAGCUCCUUCCCUCUAGUUAUAAUAAAAACAGCUUUGGCUUAUUAGGUGUUGUAGACCUAAAGACAGUGGAGACAAUUUUUAGAUCUAUUUCCACAGAAAACAAACUUUGCUGAUUGUUAAAAAUCCACAACAUGCUCAUCUUUACUGGUCUCCACGAAUCUGAGUCAACAAAGACCGGCAGCCUUGAGCAGGCCGUUCGUUAUCGGACAGAAAUCACAGAACUAGAAGCUAGACAAAAUCCCUCGGGUGGGGAAGUGUCAUAAUGAGGCGCAACAGACAUGUCCCUGCUAAACAAAAGAAACAGAAGAAACUCGACCAAGGAAAAGGACUAACAGUGUUAAAUAAACUAACGGUAUUAAAAAAGAUCUGGAGUUUGCUUUAGUCAGAUUUGCGCCAACGGAAUUUGUCCUACUAAGUUUAGAGACGACCAAAGUUUCCGCUCUGGUGACAUGGGGAAAAGGCCAUCCUACCAAUGCUUAUCCCAGAUGAUCUGCCUUAACGUAGAAUAUUCUUCACCUUCACAUUUCAAGAUUAAAAACUUCAGCCUUGCUGGUUUGAACGCACCGCGCUCCCCGGUCCCUUUGGGGAAACCUGGAGCAAGCUUGAAGGCGGGAUGAAGCAGGUGGGUCGGAGCCGGUGGCCCCUUUCGAUUGGCGCUGCUCCAAAGAGGCCUGCAUGGAUUGGUUGGUGGGAGAGCUCCGUCAGGGCCGUCGAUGCGGAUUGGCUGCCGCGCCAAGGGUCACUGUUUCCGGUAGUUCGGCGGGCAACCCCGCCGCCGCCAUGGCGACCGGCAAGCGGGAGGCGGCGCCGCCUCUGUGGCCCGUAGAGGCCCGGUUGGCGGCGCUGCUUCCCGACCUGCUGGUUUUCAGGAAGUCCCAGGGAUCUGAACCCGAGCUCGCCACGGCCCAGGGCGUCCUGCUUGGCGUCCACGUGACGGAUGUGCUCUGUUUUGGAGGGGAUAUCCUAAACAUCACAGGGAAUGUGCUCCUGGCGCUCUGGACGGUAGAAAAGAAUCAGCUGAGUGACAUCAUUACCCUGGUGGCAAAAUGCAGUCUGGAGAUACAGGAGAAAUUUGGAAUCUACCAUACCAGAGAAGGCCAGGACCUGCAGCUAAAGAUAGGUCUGUCUGCAGGUCGGAUUUCCCAGGUCAUUAUCGGAGACGAGCAGCGGCAGUACCUCUUGGUCAUUGGGCGGGAUGUAGACGGUGUCCAGUUAGCUCAGCGUUUGGCUCAGGCAAAUGAAAUUGUCUUGUCCUGGAACUGCUGGAAGCUCUGUGAGCAGUACAUGUUUGAAGUGGAAAUCAUGAGGGAGGAUGAAGCUGUGAAGUUAAGAGAUAUGCGGAUCAUUGACCCAUUUGAUUUUGAUGAGCAUUUUGACAAGUGCCUGGAUUAUCUGCCGCAUUACCGUACAAGUGCUGACACUCUAAGAACUGCACUAGAAUUGGAUCCAGACUCUGCACUUGAGCAAACCCUGCGGAAGCACAUAAUGAAAAACCUUUUGAAGAAGGUUUUUUCCCUAGUUUCCUAGUUUUUGAGUCACAUUAUAGACUGUGUGUG
Trichechus manatus latirostris (Florida manatee) is the source of this 1649-nucleotide messenger RNA. Its product is annotated as adenylate cyclase type 10-like. Gene Ontology annotation, molecular function: adenylate cyclase activity. The transcript is spliced from 6 exons. Gene Ontology annotation, cellular component: cytoplasm. Gene Ontology annotation, biological process: intracellular signal transduction; cyclic nucleotide biosynthetic process. NCBI's taxonomy places the organism in Eukaryota, Metazoa, Chordata, Mammalia, Sirenia, Trichechidae. The record is from RefSeq and is a predicted model, not a curated record. Bases 769 to 1620 code for a protein of 283 amino acids.